AAGAUAAAGUCAAAGAAAGGUCAGUUUAUUGUUAAAGACUUAACAGCUAAAACAACGAUUGGAGAGUUAAAAUUAAAAGUUUCGCAAUUGACUGAAGUAAAAGAAUCACUACUGCAUAUACUAGCUGGUUUUCCACCACGUCCAUUAGAUCUAACGCAAAAUGCGAGUUGUAUAUCAGCGGUAGGUAUUAGUAGCGGCGAAACUCUGAUUGUUGAAGAAAGACCAGCAACGGCAGCCGUCUACUCUUUAGAGGAUGACGAAGCACUUGCUCGUAGAUUGCAAGCGGAAGAGGAGGAAGAACAACUGCGACAAGUUGUAGCGGAAGCCACUGCCACGGAAGGUGCAAAUGGUCCUCAAUUACCGAUCGAAUUGCCUAGUGGCUCGAGCGGAAAUUUCAAUGGCAUUUUACUCAAGAAGGUUGUACCAGCAGAUAAUUCAUGCCUUUUUACUAGCAUACGUUUUGUCCUGAAUGGAAAAAUUGACAACGAGGGUAGUGAAAUGAUGCGGCAUAUUAUUGCCCAGGAGGUAGCCGCCGAUCCUCAGGAAUACAGCGACGCUGUGUUGGGGAAAUCAAAUGCCGAAUACUGCGCCUGGAUACAGAGACCAGAUUCGUGGGGCGGUGCUAUUGAAGUGUCAAUUCUCUCAAAUUACUACGGCAUUGAAAUUGAUGUUGUUGAUAUUCAAAAUGCGAUUAUAAAUCGCUUCGGUGAAGAUAAAAACUACGGUUUACGGGUAUUCUUACUAUUUGAUGGCAUACACUAUGAUCCAUUGUAUAUGGAGACAGUUGGCGGGGGGGCACCAGGUACUAUAUUUCCAAUUGAAGAAAUGAAUGUGUAUCACCAAGCGGAACAGCUAGCCAAUGAAGCGAAAUCAUCAAGACAAUUUACCAAUGUUGACAAGUUUUCGCUAAGAUGUCUCCAGUGUGAAGUUAUGUUGGUCGGUCAAGUGCAGGCGCAGCAGCAUGCAAAAUCAACUGGGCAUACCAACUUUGGUGAAAUUUAAUACGCAGUCAUUUUCAGUUCACUCUAUUUCUUCGCUUUCUUUUUGUUUGCCUACUAUGUACUCACUUCUUAAGCAUAUAUAACAUCAAUUAUCAAACAGCGCAUAAGCAAACGAAGAUACUUGCAAUAUCUUUUCCUAACGCUCUCAACUCUCGUCAAAACUGUUAGAAAUAUGCAUAAAUUUCAGCGCACUUCUCAUAUGAAAGAAUAGUUCAUUAAUAAUUCUAUAUAAUUUGUAAAAUAAGUUGAAACGAAAUAUGUAUUUAAAUAUCCUGAACUAAAUGUAAAGAAAUGUUCUACAAUAGUCUAGCCAACCACAUAAAAUAUUGGAACCUGCUUAAUACCAAAA
Molecule: messenger RNA, 1350 nt
Organism: Rhagoletis pomonella (apple maggot)
Lineage: Eukaryota; Metazoa; Arthropoda; Insecta; Diptera; Tephritidae
Gene: Yod1
Product: ubiquitin thioesterase OTU1
Biological process (GO): endoplasmic reticulum unfolded protein response; protein deubiquitination
Cellular component (GO): nucleus; cytosol
Molecular function (GO): cysteine-type deubiquitinase activity
Source: RefSeq, a predicted model, not a curated record